Molecule: messenger RNA, 1445 nt
Organism: Corylus avellana
Lineage: Eukaryota; Viridiplantae; Streptophyta; Magnoliopsida; Fagales; Betulaceae
Product: aminotransferase ALD1, chloroplastic-like
Biological process (GO): biosynthetic process
Molecular function (GO): transaminase activity; pyridoxal phosphate binding
Source: RefSeq, a predicted model, not a curated record
AUGAUUUCUAGUAGAGUAAAAAGCAGAAGAAACUUGGGAAUCGGUCACUGUACCAAGGUGCCCCGCAAUGUUAACAUGGAGAAAUUGCAGAAUCACUAUUUAUUCUCUGAGAUUUCCAGGCGCGAAGCUCAACACAUUGAGAAGUAUCCAAAUGCAAAAGUGAUAAGCCUUGGGAUUGGUGAUACCACACAGCCUCUGCCAGAAAUCAUAGCGUCAAGCAUGGCCAAAUAUGCACAAGCCCUUUCAACACCUGAAGGUUAUAGAGGGUAUGGACCUGAGCAAGGCAACAAGGACUUGAGGAAGGCAAUUGCUGAAGUAUUCUACCAAGAUGUACUGGUAAAAGAUACAGAAGUUUUUGUGACAGAUGGCUCACAGUGUGAUAUUUCUCGGCUUCAGCUGCUUCUGGGUUCCAAUGUGACAGUAGCUGUCCAGGAUCCAUCUUUUCCGGCUUAUGUAGAUUCAAGUGUCAUAAUUGGUCAGGCUGGUGAUUUCAAAGGUGGAGCUCGGAAGUGUGGAAACAUUGAAUACAUGAAAUGUUCUCCUCAGAAUAAUUUCUUCCCUGACUUAGAAUAUGCUUCAAGAGCAGAUAUUAUCUUCUUUUGCUCUCCCAACAAUCCCACUGGUCAUGCAGCAACAUGGAAGCAAUUGAAGAAACUUGUGGAUUUUGCUAGGGAUAAUGGAUCGAUUAUAAUAUUCGACUCUGCCUAUGCUUCUUAUGUCAUGGAUGACAGUCCUCGGUCAAUCUUUGAAAUUCCUGGUGCCAGAGAGGUUGCAAUUGAAGUUUCAUCUUUCUCCAAGUUUGCUGGGUUCACUGGUGUCCGUCUUGGUUGGACAGUAGUCCCUGAUGAACUCUUAUUUUCAAAUGGGUUUCCUGUCAUAAAUGACUUUGAUCGCAUUAUUUGCACUUGCUUUAACGGAGCCUCCAAUAUAGCUCAGGCUGGUGGACUUGCCUGUCUUUCCUCAGAGGGUAUGAAGGCUGCAGAGUCCCUGGUUCACUACUACAUGGAUAAUGCAAAAAUUCUGGUUGAAACUUUCACUUCUCUUGGUUUAGAAGUAUAUGGCGGUGCAAAUGCCCCCUAUGUGUGGGUACGUUUUCCAGGCAAAAAAUCUUGGGAUGUAUUUUCUGAGAUUCUUGAGAAGACUGACAUAAUCACUGUUCCAGGAUCUGGAUUUGGUCCAGGCGGUGAAGGGUACAUAAGAUUUAGUGCUUAUGGCAACAGAAAGUGUAUCCUUGAGGCUUCAAAGAGGAUGAAAAGCCUUUUUGCAUGAGCAAAAUGUUUCAUUGUUUUUCCUCCCUCUGGCAGUUUGCAGUUACUUGUAGAUGAAGCAACAGUAACGUUAUUUCUCUGCAGAAUAUGAUUAAUGUGUAAUAAUAAAUUCAAUAGACUCAUAUUUUAUGUCAAGCUUGCAACUACUAUAAGCCAUCAAUUUAUGGUCAUACUUAU